Molecule: messenger RNA, 5828 nt
Organism: Helianthus annuus (common sunflower)
Lineage: Eukaryota; Viridiplantae; Streptophyta; Magnoliopsida; Asterales; Asteraceae
Exons: 8
Coding region: 403-4839 (1478 amino acids)
Biological process (GO): DNA repair; telomere maintenance
Molecular function (GO): DNA helicase activity
Source: RefSeq, a predicted model, not a curated record
GGUAAUUUCAAAUAAUGUCCAAAGAAGAGCUUGAACUUCAAACCCACUACAAUGUUGGUAGAGUAAAUUUGGAAAGAAAAAACUAAGGGUUCUUUCUCUCUCUCUCUUUUGGUGGUGAUGAGGAUGCUUACUUUUACACGUGUGGUCUUGCCUGUAUGUUUCCCUUUUGUGUGUGACGCGUGGCAUAUUUUGAUGUUCCACCUUUAUGUGGCGCUCUUUUUCCAGUUGUCGCUGUCGGUUUGUAUUCCGUUGGUAGCCUGCGUUGGUUGUUCAGAUCGAAUUGGUGUCCGGCCGUUUCUGUUUUAGGCAGUUAAUCGACAGAGAUUGAUCGAAAUCCUGAGGCUAAGUUAGUAGAGAUCGGUGCAAGCUUUACCGAACGCAAACGUACAGUUUAUAUUCAUUAUGCUCCAGCCAUCAGACAGGAAACGCAGGUGGCAUGAGGCUUCCUCUUCUAAUCCUGUCUUAUACACCGGUCAUCAAUCAGCCGCUCAAAGGAGAUACCGCUCAUCACUGCUUCGGUCAGUAGCGGAGCGUAAUGCACUACCCGAGAGAAUAGGUCACACAGGGGCUCUGGCAUCUCCAUCGUAUUUGGAUUUAGGAGACUGCAAUAAUGUUUGCGAGUUUUGCGGAUCGAUCUUUUGGUUUGACGAGCGUUUAAUAUCCUCCCCGUUAAACUCUCGUCCAAAAUACUCCGUAUGCUGCCGAGGAGGAAGAGUAGCGCUCCAAUUUCCUAUUCAACCUCCACAAACCAUGAAACACCUAUUUUCUCAGUCACAGUUUCUCGUAAAUAUCCGUGCAUACAAUUCCAUGUUUUCCGCGACCUCUUUCAGUGCCAGGAUCGAUGAAACGGUUAAUCAAGGUGCUAGUCCAUACGUUUUCAUAGUUGCUGGUCACGUAUCGCAUUGGUUAGGAUCACUUUGUCCACCGGAAGGCGAAAGUCCUAGAUUUCUUCAAAUGUAUAUAUCUGAUUGUGACAACGAGAUUUCUAACCGUCUUCGUUUCUUCAAUGGUGAAGACCGUUGCGACCUUUCAGCAGAUGUGGUCUCCGUUCUGGCCAAUACAUUGCAGGACGUAAACGAGUACGUUAAACUUUUUAAAGGCGCAAGGGAGUUAUUGUUAAACCAGCAGAUAGACAUUCCGGAUUUCGUAAUAAGACUUCACAGCCGAGGCUACAACGGUCCGGUUGCUGGCACUCUCGGAGCUAUCGUUUGCGAUGGCGAUUCGACAGCCGAGGAGUUCGAUAUCGUUAUCAAAAGAAAUGAUAACACUCCUCAUAGAGUAAGCAAACUGCACUCAUCGUACAUGCCGCUACAAUAUCCAUUACUCUUCCCUCGUGCAGAACAAGGCUGGUCACCAGAGCUUAAACUUAAACUCACUCCAAAUCCAUUAUCGCGCCAUCGUAACCAUAACCGUAUCCGUAACAGGCUCACAAUGAACAUGUUUUACAGUUACCAAAUUCAUGAUCGCGAAGGAACAUACACACAUCUACUAAAAGCGGGAAGACUGUUCCAACAAUAUUUAGUGGACGCUUACGUUUGCAUUGAACAUUGUCGUCUAGAAUAUUUUCGUGCAAACCAGAAUCUGUUUCGCAUGGAACUUCUUAGUGGCAUACACGAUGCUAUUUCUAGAGGUGACACCGAGGGUUCAGAUGUGGGCAAACGCGUAGUCUUACCUGCAUCAUUUACAGGCGGCCCUAGAUACAUGUACAAACAUUAUCAAGAUGCAUUGGCUAUAUGUAGAGUUUAUGGAAACCCUCAAUAUUUUAUCACUUUUACGUGCAAUGUUAGAUGGCCCGAGAUUAAACGUGCGCUAAACCGAGUUCACUGUGCAAAUGCACAUGAUCGGCCAGAUCUUAUCGCGAGAGUUUUUCGGCUAAAGGUGGAGUCGCUUACGAAGUUUCUACGAUCUAAAAAGCCUUUUGGUGAAGUAGCAGCAGAUUUGUAUACUAUAGAAUUUCAGAAGAGAGGGCUUCCGCACUGUCAUAUCUUACUAUGGGUAACCGCACCGCACAAAAUUCGAGAUGCAUUGGAUGUAGAUCAACAUAUUACCGCAGAGUUGCCAGAUCGAUCUACGGAACCCAUGUUGUAUAGAAUUGUCACCGACAGUAUGCUUCACGGGCCAUGCGGAUUACCGAAAAUUAAUGCUCCAUGUAUGAUUGACGGAGUAUGCUCGAAAUCUUUCCCAAAGCCGUAUGAGCCGGUAACGCAUUUUGAUGAAGCCGGUUGCGUCCGUUACAAAAGGUCUAUGAAUGGUAGCCAGUUUAUUAAAUCCGGUGUUCCUCUUGAUAACGGAUUUGUGGUGCCGUAUAAUAAAACCCUGUGUAUGCACUUUGAUGCCCAUAUUAACGUUGAAUACUGUGGUUGGAUCAUGCUUAUCAAGUAUUUAUUCAAAUAUAUUUCCAACGGUGCCGAUAGGAUCCUGUUUGCAGAAACGUCCACUAAUAUUGAUGAAGUUAGCAACUAUAUUGAUGGGCGCGUCGUUUGCCCGUAUGAAGCGGCGUGGAGAAUCUUAAACUUUCCGAUUCAUCAUAGAAAUCCAGCAGUUCAAGUACUUGCGGUGCAUUUAGAAGGAAUGCAGAAUGUUACGUUUAAAGAUUCCCAACGCUUACACCAGAUAAUAAAUAACCCCGGGACGGGGAAAACAACAUUAACCGAAUGGCUGAAAAACAAUGUUUAUGAUUCUACAGGCAGAGACUUGCGUUAUAUCGAUUAUCUAUCUAGAUACAGGUGGGAUACCGCUGGAAAAUUCUGGAUUCGUAGAUCAACAAACAAACCCCCGUGCAUUGGUAGACUAACAUACGUUCAUCCAACAUGUGGGGAACCGUUUUAUCUUAGACUUCUACUAAACCAUCAAGUCGGGUGUCGUUCUUUCACGGAAAUCCGUACCGUCUCGGGUGUCGUAUACCCGACUUUCCGUGCAGCAUGUCAGAAACUUGGGCUAAUUGGGAAUGACGAAGAAUGGGUUUCCACGUUUACAGAAGCGGCUCAACGUGCAACUUCAGGCGAACUAAGAUCUCUGUUUGCCCAUAUGCUCCUUUUUUGCGGUGUAUCCAAUCCAUUAGCGUUAUGGGAAGAUCAGUGGCUUAAAAUGAGCGAUGAUGUUUGCAACGCUAAUCUUCAACAAUACGUUCUCUACGAAAUAGAGGUCCUGUUAAGGUCGAGUGCAAACUCUUGCACGCUUUCGGACUUCGAAUUGCCGAUGCCGAAUCAGUUGAUGCUCUCAACGUUAAGAAACCAAAAUCGCUUGCUAUUGGAAGAAAAGAGUUACGACAGAGACAAAUUGGCUACUGACCAUUUGGUAAUGCGUUCGACUCUUGGUCCAGAUCAAUUAGCGAUCUACAACGUUGUCAUGGAUUCUUGUACUACAUCGGUACAAGCUUUACUCUUCAUUUAUGGCCAUGGCGGAACAGGCAAGACGUAUUUGUGGAAGACUAUAGUUUCCGCUCUUAGAUCUAUCGGUAAGGUGGUAUUAGCGGUUGCGGCUUCGGGAAUAGCGUCACUACUAUUACCAUCGGGCAGGACAGCGCAUUCACGUUUUAAAAUACCUUUAGAUCUAACCGAUGAUUCGAUCUGUGACAUAAAAAAAAAUACGCAACUGUCGCAAUUGCUUCUUGAAACAUGUCUCAUCGUGUGGGAUGAAGCACCCAUGAACGAUCGUAGGUGCUUCGAAUCGUUGGAUAGAAGUCUAAAAGACAUUACCGGCGAAACAUCAAAACCAUUUGGCGGAAAGUCGGUCUUACUUGGAGGUGAUUUCCGACAAACACUACCCGUAAAACCGAAAGCGUCAAAAGCUGAAAUCGUAGCUUCGUGUUUACCAAGGUCGUAUUUGUGGAAACGUUUCAAGGUACACAAGUUGACGGAAAACAUGCGGUUAACGCAAUCAGAUACCGGAUUAACUGCCGAUGAAACGUUUAGGUCGUUUUCAAAGUGGUUACUAGACGUCGGAGAUGGAAAAAUAGGAAUUCCUAUCAAAGAAAAUCAGCCCGACAUCAAGUUGAUAGAUAUUCCUACGCAAUUCAUGAUUGAACCGAGUGAUAACGGUGUUACCGAAUUGAUCCGUUUCGUCUACAAUGAAACGGUUUUACACAGCCCAACAUCGUCAAACAUGGCCGAUAGAGCGAUUAUAUGUCCCAAAAACGAGACCGUAGAUGAAAUAAACGAUAUAAUUCUUGCUACAUCACCUGGCGAGUGUGUAACAUAUCUGAGUACCGAUUCCAUGACUCCAUAUUCGUGUAAUGACAGUGUUACGGAUGCCAUGUAUCCGACAGAAUACCUGAAUUUAUUGGCUUUCAAUGGCAUUCCACCGCAUUGUUUAAAGUUAAAAAAACAUAGCCCUAUUAUGCUAUUACGUAAUAUAGAUCAAAAAUCAGGUUUAUGCAACGGUACUAGAUUACUUGUCUCGCAGCUACUACCUAGAGUUAUCGAGGCACAUGUCAUCACAGGCACGGCCAUAGGACACCGUGUGUAUAUACCAAGAAUCAACUUUGUGCAUAAUGGUAAAGACUUGCCUUUUAUAUUCACUCGACGUCAAUUUCCGAUUAAGUUGUGUUAUGCCAUGACUAUAAACAAAAGCCAAGGUCAAUCGUUACACAAAAUUGGCGUAUACUUACCUGAACCGAUUUUUGGCCACGGUCAACUAUAUGUCGCACUUUCCAGGGCCACCUCACCUAAUGCGCUAAAGAUACUUCUGAAAAAUCAAGACGGUGAUAGUUUGAACAAAACUUUAAACGUCGUCUAUUCUGACUUACUAAAAGAAAUUGAAGGAUCAUUUAGCCAUAUUAACAGUAGUCAAAUGAUUACACCCAGUGAAUCUACGAAAUUGGCUCUUUUGCAUCCAUAAUCCCAGUACCCGACAGCGAUGAACUACCAUGCUUCUAUUUUAAUCUCUACAACUACGAAAGGCUCAAGCCGCUUUGUGGAAAUAAGAACAAGUUGUAGAUUUUGUCGGAAUGCCGCAAUCCAUAGAACACAGAGUCACAAAAGAUAAUGAUCCAUAGAUUCCAAAAAAGGCCCGGUUGUUGGUCAAAGUAUACCCCGACGUGCGUUCAUUGAAUGGUUAGCUUUCAAGUAUCGGUUACCCACUCAUGAUAGGGCGAUAAGGUGGAAUAAGGAAGAGGUCUUUGUUUGUCAAGAGAGAAACAUUGGAAUUUUUAGCAAGAAAAAGAGAUGCGUUCAGGUGCUUUGUCAGCAGAUUCAAGAUGUUUGGCUUAGGCUUAUGGGGCUUAAAUACAGGCCUUCUAAACAGCUUGAUUUAGCUGUUGCAGUUUGGAAUUUCAAUGAUAUAGUCGAGUAAUUCAGCUUUUUUGCAAGUCUUUUGCAGGAUGGUAUGUAUGGUGUUAAGGUAAAGAUGGUGUCUUGGGUGUACUUGCAUUGGCAGAUUUUUAGAUUGAGAUUAUCAGGUGGAUUGCGGUUGCUGGUGAUAUACUUUGGGCAUGGCUACAUGGUUUUGGGCAGACUGGGGAUUGAGAAUGCUGGUAUUAAAAGGUCAAGUUCUAGGCUGAUCGGAUGCUUGGUUAUGUUUUUGCUGUUACUUAUGUUUUUUGGUAUUGUUUGAUUGUAUUUGUUUGUUUGGAUGAUUUAGGUUGUUUUGAGUCUUGAUUGUAUAGACUUACUUUUCUGUUGGACGUGGGCCGGGUGUGGCUUUAAGUCUAGAAUAGGUUGUUUUUUGAUUUCUAGUAUGGCUUAUGGUCGGGGCCUUGAGAGGUUCCAAUUGUUGACCAUAGCUAGUGUUUGGGGUUGGUGCUUUCCUUGGGGUAUAUCCCGGGAAGCCCAACACCUGUAGGUUGUAAAUAUUUUUUGGAUAUCAAUAAAAUUUACCGGGGUGCUGUC